AACGUGGAUUGGAACGCAUUAAAAUUCCUCUCAUUAAGAGCAAUGGGAAAAACUUUUUUUCAGGAGUGACUUAAAGAAUUCAGGCCAAAGGUAAAUGAGUGUGAAAAAAGUCACAAAACCGCCAACUUGCCUCGUUGCCGGCGGGACGGCCCUCCCCGCACCACCAACCAAUCACAACCAGCAAGAGCCAGCCAGGCGGCGGGAACUAGACCCGAGAGGCACAAACCGGAGCAUUCCGCCUGCGCAGCCGACUUGUGGUUCCGGGGUUUCCGCGACGACGCGCCGCCCAACCGGUAGGAGCCGCCUUCGGCCAGCGGGGCUCGGAAGCCAAGACCCGUGCCUCGACUUCGCCGCCCACGCCACUGACCACCCGACCCGCAGACAUGGUGGAAGUGGACCGCCCGGGGAAGCUCUUCAUUGGCGGGCUCAACCUCGAAACCGACGAGAAAAUCCUCGAGGCCACGUUUGGCAAGUAUGGCUGCCUCACCGAGGUGCUCCUGAUGAAAGAUCGAGAAACCAGCAAGUCCAGGGGCUUCGCGUUCGUCACCUUCGAAAGCCCGGCAGAUGCCAAGGCCGCCGCCAGAGAUAUGAACGGCAAGACCCUGGAUGGUAAGGCCAUAAAGGUGGCCCAGGCCACCAAGCCGGCGUUCGAGAGCAGCCGGCGGGGCCCGCCGCCGUCCCAUAGCCGCCCGAGGGGCCUGCUCGGGGACCGCGGCAGCGGUCCACGGCGCCCCCAGUCCCGGGGCGGGCCGGCGGACGACGGCGGCUACGCGGGCGACUUCUCCCUGCGGUCCUCCCGGGCCCCGCUGCCUGUGAAGCGCGGGCCGCCACCGCCGCGCAGGGCCGGCCCGCCCCCGAAGAGGGCCGCGCCGUCGGGCCCGGCCCGCAGCGGAAAUGGUGGAAUACACGGGCGGCCCCCGGCCACGCGGGGCCGAGACGGCUAUGCCGGCCCGCUGCGCCGGGAGCCGCCGCCCCCGCGCCGGGACCCCUACCUGGGCCCCCGGGAGGAGGGCUACUCGCCCCGUGACAGCUACUCGUCGAGCCGCGACUACUCGAGCGCCCGCGACCCCCGGGGUUUUGCUGCCUCGCCCAGAGAGUACACCUACCGCGACUACGGCCACUCCAGCGCCCGGGACGACUGUCCAUCGAGAGGCUACGGUGAGCGAGACGGCUAUGGGGGGCGCGACCGCGACUAUCUGUAUCACCCGAGCGGAGGCUCCUACCGAGACCCCUUCGAGAGCUACGGGGACCCGCGCAGCGCCGCCCCUUCACGGGGGCCCCCGCCAUCUUACGGCGGCGGCCGCUACGACGAGUACCGCGGCUGCCCGCCCGAUGCUUACGGUGGCGGCCGGAGCGAGCGCUAUUGGAGGGGCCGCGACCGGGCAGGCAGAGCUGAUCGCGGGAGGCUGCGGUCCAUGGAGAGGGGGUGCCCGCCCCCGCGCGAGUCCUACAGCGGGUCCGGCCGCAGGGCCCCACUAGGCGGAGGCCGCCUGGGAAGCUGUGCGGAGAGAGGGGGAGACCGGAGCAGAUACUAAGCACCAAGAGACUUGGGACCGAAAUCUGCAUUCAAAGAAGCUACCGAAAAGUAGAGACUGUUCUAUGGUAACUACUUAAGGACUAGCGCAAAGAAGAGUUGUUUUUACAAAGAAGCUGCCGAAAAGUAGAGACUGUUCUAUGGUAACUACUUAAGGACUAGCGCAAAGAAGAGUUGUUUUUACGUUUUAAGAAUUUCCUGUUAACUUUCUCUCCAUAAUUUUUUUUUUUUGUACUCUUGAGAGGAAAAAGUUAAAACUUGUUUUGAUUGCGUUUUGGAAUUGUUAACGUUUCUUUCAACAAGUUCAUUUAAAAGUAUACGACUUGAACCUGCGUACUAGUUUUCUUAUAUUUCCAAGUAGAAAUUCUCCUAAAGGCUUCCUUCCUUCUAAAUUCACCUGAUAAAUGAGGCCUAAAGUUCUAAGAUCUUUUACAAAGAUCUUUCUGCACACCUAAAAUGGAAAAUUCGGUCAUUCUGUCCAUUCAAACCAACUAGAUUUUUGGGAGAGGGGGAGGGAUUGGUGUGUUUUACUCCUAAGAUUUCUAAGUGUCUUUCAAAGUGAAUCUCAGUGUUAACCGUAUUAAAAACCAAACAGCCGACAGCAACAACAAAAACCACUUAGAUCAGUUGUAUAUGUAACGAAAGAAAGUUCUAUUCACUCAGUAAGUCUAAAAAAACAAAUGGAGAAUGCUGGCCACAUUUUGCCUGUUUUCUUAUUCUUUGGAAAUCUGCAGAAUCUCCUAUUCCCUUACUCCCCAAAAUACCAUUCUUGUGUUGAACUAGGAUGGAAUACUGUAUUAAAAAUUUGGCCAACCAGCCACAAAACUGCAAAACGCCCCUCAUAAAAUCAAUUAAUACCAUUCCCUUUCACCACCAACAAAUUUUAAAAAACAAGUAGAAAAUAUACCAAGGGUGGAUUUGGGUAUCCAGAUAGCUUCGAUUCCUAACUGCAAGCUACUUGCCCUUGGCUCUAGAGAAUUGGAGAAUUGGGAUUCUUCCCCUAGGGGUGGAAGAAUCAAAAGUAAGCAUCAUUAGAGCUCAGAAACUCAGAGGAUCCCUGAGAGCUUGGCAUUUCAACAUCUGAGGAUCUCAGCCUGUUAUGAGGUCCUCCUGUCCACAAAAGGCAAGGGCAUGGGUUGAGUGGUCUAUACUCUUAUGGUGGGGAGAAGGGCUUGAGCAAAGAUCACAGAGGCUUCCUCCAAAGUGGGUCAAGAAUAUGAGAAUCUCCUUUUUUCACCCCAAGCACAGGGUAAGAAACACCUUUUCCAUUUAGCUCCUGUGAAUUCCUCUGUUUAUCUGAAAGAAAGGUAAUUGUACAGUCAAGGAUCUCUAACGAGCAAAGACGGAUUGGGUCAAAAUAUUAGGAUCCAUGUUCAGUGUUAUAAUUGCUAGAGAAACAGAUGAACACCUGAACAACAACAAAAAGUCCUUAAAGAGACCUGAAUGUAACACACUCACAUAUAUGACUCUAAAAACAUGAUUUUUUGACAAAAUAAUAAAGUAGGUGAAUUACAGGAGAGGCUGCAAUAGUGGCCCAGAAGAUCAAAUGCAAGAAAUAGCUCAACCAAAAAAAAAGAUCCACGAGUUAACCUGGCAAAAAUGUGUAAGACCUUAAUGGAAGAAUUGCUAAUUUUUGUUAAAGGACAUAAAAGAAGCCUAAAUAAAUGGAGAUUCAUGUCUUGUCAUGGUUCAGAAGAAUUUAUCAUAACUGUUCUCAACCUUGCCAGAUUAAUUUGGAAAAUCAGUACAACUUCAAGUGUAAUUACAACAUGAUUUUUUUUUGCCACACAGCACCCCUCCCCUCUUCCCCAAUAAUAUCAAAUAUUUGUGUUGAUCAGCGAUGGAAUACUAAAUAAAAGAUUUGGCCAAUCAACCACAAAACUGAAAAAAAAUUAAUAGUUCCCAUUCACUACCAACAAAUUAUUAAGAAAUAGAUUUUUUUAAAGACACUAAUGGGAGAUUUAGCUAAUCCUAAAAUUUAUAUGGUAGAAUAAAGAGCAAGAAGAGCAAAGUAAUUCUGAAAAAAAAAAAUUAGAACUUACCCUACUGGAUACCAAGACUUAUUAGAAAAUUAUAGUAAUUUAGUAAAGCUGUGUGACAUCAACAGGCAAAUAGAGACAGAUCAAUAGACCAAAACAGCCUAGAAACAGGCCAAGCUGUAUAUGAAAACAUGGUAUUAUGACAGAUAGCUUUAAAACAAUGGUGAAAGGAUGGACUUUUUUUAAUGGCUAUCUCUGCAAAAAGAGAUUCCCUAAUACUAUACGCAAAAAUACAUUCUAGCUGGUUUGAAGAUAAAUGUGAUGUGAAGAGGAAAGAAAUUUAAACACUUAGAAGAAAAUAAAAUAUAUCACACUGAGGUAUAGAGUUUCUUUUUAAGAUAAAAAGCACAAACCUAGGAGGAAAAUGUUAUAAUUUUCCACAUUAAGAUUUUUUUUGUGAUAAAAGACACUGGUAAAGUGAAGUAUUAAACCAUAGAUUGGAACAAUUUAUUUGCAUUGAAAUAAUUUCCAAAAGAAUACUUAGAAAACAAUAAGAAAGAAAAAAUACCAAGAAAAAAGUGGGCAAAAGAACUCAUACCUUUCUGAUAGAUGUGUAAAUUGACACAAUCACUUUGGAAAUAAUCUUGGCAAUGCCUACUAAAGUUGGAGGGAACAUACCUUAAUGACCCAGAAAAUCUGCUUCAAGGAGAGGACCUAGAGAAAUUUGCACAAGUACACAAGGAGAUAUGCACAGGAUUGGUCUUUACAGCACAUUUUGAAUGUUAAAAGGGUAGAAAGACCCUACUGGAGAGGAUCAACUGAGAUUCAUUCUUCGGUGAAGUUCCAUGUAGAAGCUAAUGUGAAUCAACCAGAUCCACAUGUAUCAACAUAGGUAAAUAUCAAAAUAUUUGCUGGGUGAAAAAGGCAAAUUCUGUAAAUAUAGGUGUGCUAAAAAUAAAAAAUAUGAUUGGAGUGAUACACAAGAAGCUUUAGCUGAAUUUGUAAUGUUUUAUCUCUUUAAAAGAGAUGGAUUUUAAGCAAAAAUGACAAUGUUACCUUAAAUUUCUAUGGUCUGGGGCUUCCCUGGUGGCGCAGUGGUUGAGAGUCCGCCUGCCGAUGCAGGGGACACCGGUUCAUGCCCCGGUCUGGGAAGAUCCCACAUGCCGCGGAGCGGCUGGGCCCGUGAGCCAUGGCUGCUGAGCCUGCGCGU
Molecule: messenger RNA, 4723 nt
Organism: Orcinus orca (killer whale)
Lineage: Eukaryota; Metazoa; Chordata; Mammalia; Artiodactyla; Delphinidae
Gene: RBMXL2
Product: RBMX like 2
Exons: 1
Coding region: 384-1535 (383 amino acids)
Biological process (GO): positive regulation of mRNA splicing, via spliceosome
Cellular component (GO): spliceosomal complex
Molecular function (GO): RNA binding
Source: RefSeq, a predicted model, not a curated record